Symbiodinium natans is the source of this 768-nucleotide messenger RNA. The record is from the annotation of a GenBank genome assembly. NCBI's taxonomy places the organism in Eukaryota, Dinophyceae, Suessiales, Symbiodiniaceae.
AUGGCCUACGAUGACAGAAAGCGACAUUUUGCGCGACUGGGGAGAUCGUGCAAAAUGGAUGCCGAACUUGCUGGAAAGUACAAAAUCAUGAAGACAGACUCCGAGCGGUUCCAAUUCCUGAAGGACUGGCUGUUGUCCUCGGCCUCGGGCAUCAGCACAAAGGAAAGGAUUGUGGAUGUUGCAAGCGACGAAAACAAGUUCGACCCUGCGACUCGCUACCGCGUCUUGAAGGACACCUUGAAUGACAAGGGCCACCUGAGGAGUUCGGGAACUGAGGUCGAGAUGGAGAGCUCGGUAGAGGAUGAAGCCGCCCGCGCGGCUCUACAGCCUGCCAUCACGGAGUUUUGCAACGCGAUGUCUGAUGGAAUGAAAGAAAUGGGGCAGGUGAAAGUGCCGAAGAGAAAGGAGAAGAAGGUCUUGACAGAGGAUCAGCUGGCCGACAAGCAGUUGACCAAAAUCUUCAAAACUUGGAUGGGUCUGCCCAAGAAGAUCGACGAGCUCGUCGACGCCCUCUCUUCUGUCAAGUUCUCGACGGAGCUGUCUGACGAGCUGAAGAAGCACAAGGCUAGCAUCGAUGGAAGAGAGCAGUAUUGGGAUGGGCAAGUCAAUGAGAACUCCACGGUGGAUGAGAAGCGUUCGGUCCUAUCGAUGAUGGAAGAAGAGCUACGCCCCGUACAUCAGUGCUUCCAGGAAGCAAAAAGGCGCAUCGGCAAGAACAACAAGGCCGACACGAAAUCGGAAGCUGGCGAGUCAACCGAUCGGGACUGA